AUGGCUCCUGUCGCACCACCGGCACCGCCAGUCGUCCCUCAAGAAUCUCCAAGCCGGCGCAUCGAAGCACGUCUUAGACAGCGGAUGAUCAAUGAGCGCCUGCGAGCAGUACACGUGCCUGUCGCCGGCGACGAUGGGAAGACGUCAAUACAGGAGCUGAUGGAUCGAUAUUUGAAUAAAUCAAGAGAAUCCGUGGCCAACGGCAUGACGCCGCCACCUCCUUCGGCAGUGAGGCCGGAAGCUGGCGAACCGGAUGAGAUCAGAAGACUCGUCAAUAGGUACUGCUCACCCAGCGCCGAGCCACGAGACUACGACUCUCACCCGUCCAACAGCCACACUGUCGAAGAUCCCCACAUCGAUUCGAAGUUGGUUUACGUUCUUUUCAACAUCUCAAGUGCUUCUUCAUGUGAUGCCUUUGACCUCUUGAGCAGUUCUGUACAGUAA
Ostertagia ostertagi is the source of this 444-nucleotide messenger RNA. NCBI's taxonomy places the organism in Eukaryota, Metazoa, Nematoda, Chromadorea, Rhabditida, Trichostrongylidae. The record is from the annotation of a GenBank genome assembly.